AUGGUAGACAGCAACAUCGGAAGUGAAGCCGGCCAGGGCGAUAGCAACGACGCCAACCCUUCCGCCGGAAACAGCGAUCAAGCGGUGUCGGCUCGUCACCCAUUCUUUAAUCUCCCGCCAGAGCUCAUCCUCGACAUCGUGGAGCUUUUGCAGCCCGAAGCUUUCAUCAACUUCGACUUCGCCAACUACCCGCUCCUCCACGCCUAUGGCCUGGCUCCAGCACUAUCACGAUCACGCAUCGUCUACCUUACCAACCAAACACAGAUACCGGCUCUAUUACCACUAAGAGCCCUUCCACCGGAGAUCAUGCUGCAGGUCCUUCGACGUCUGAAGCCGAUCGAUACUAUGAGAUUUGCCGUCGCGAACUACCAACGUCUUGCUGAGCAAGGUAUUGCUCCGCCUCUGAGCUUACAGACGAUGCAUCAGCUCAGAAAUGCCGCCAAUAUCAGUUACACGCCAGGCGUGCUCAAUUUCACCCGCAAUGCUGAUAGCAAUGUCGAAUAA
Molecule: messenger RNA, 504 nt
Organism: Recurvomyces mirabilis
Lineage: Eukaryota; Fungi; Ascomycota; Dothideomycetes; Mycosphaerellales; Teratosphaeriaceae
Exons: 1
Coding region: 1-504 (167 amino acids)
Source: RefSeq, a predicted model, not a curated record